AUGAUGCGAUCCGCCCUUAUUUCUCUUAUCCCUGCCUUCUUGGCCACUGCUUGUCCUGUCCCCCAGGCUUCCGAGUCUGCUGGUUCUGUGGUUUCUUCUGGUAGCUGCGGUGCAGCCGAAGUUGAUGAGCUCGUUGGGUACGGAGCCAAGACCACUGGAGGCUCUGGUGACCCUGUCACCGUCACCUCUUGCUCGGAGCUCACCUCUGCUCUCUCCAAUGGCGGCGUCAUCCAUAUCGACGGCCAACUUACCGGCUGCGAUAUCAUGAACGUUAACAGCGACACCACCAUCCUUGGUGUCGGUUCCAACUCUGGCCUCACUGACAGUGGUUUCCGCAUCAAGAAGGCCGACAAUGUCAUCAUCCGCAACCUCGCCAUGAAGAACCCUCCCAAAGGGAUGGAUCUCAUCGACAUCGAGACCUCCACCAACAUCUGGAUCGACCACAACGAGUUCUCCGCCGAGGGUAUCACCGGUGACAAGGACUUCUACGACGGUCUCCUCGACGCCAAGCGCGGCUCCGACUUCCUCACCUUCUCAUGGAACAAGUUCUCCGACCACUGGAAAGCCAGUCUUAUCGGCCACAGCGACAGCAACGGCGAUCAAGACACUGGGAAGCUCCACGUUACUUACCACCACAACUACUGGAGUAACAUCAACAGCCGCGCUCCCUCCAUUCGUUUCGGAACCGCGCAUAUUUACAGCAGCUGCUAUGAGGAUCUUCCCACAUCUGGAGUGAACUCUCGCAUGGGUGCUCAAGUCCUGGUUGAAACUACUGCUUUUGUUAACGUUAAGCGACCUAUUGUUACGAACCUUGAUUCCAAGGAGGAUGGAUUCGCUAUUGAGAAGGACAAUCUUUUUGAGAACAGUGAGGCCCAGAUCACGCAGGAGAAGGAUUUUGUUCCCCCUUAUGACUACACUACUGACUCUGCGGAUUGUAUUUGUGAGUAUCUCAAGGAGAAUGCCGGUACCGGUGUCAUCAACGCCUAA
Molecule: messenger RNA, 987 nt
Organism: Fusarium oxysporum Fo47
Lineage: Eukaryota; Fungi; Ascomycota; Sordariomycetes; Hypocreales; Nectriaceae
Product: pectin lyase fold/virulence factor
Exons: 1
Coding region: 1-987 (328 amino acids)
Molecular function (GO): pectate lyase activity
Source: RefSeq, a predicted model, not a curated record